Spea bombifrons (plains spadefoot toad) is the source of this 1370-nucleotide messenger RNA. RefSeq names its product G protein-coupled receptor 139 (gene GPR139). Gene Ontology annotation, cellular component: membrane. Gene Ontology annotation, biological process: G protein-coupled receptor signaling pathway. Bases 274 to 1320 code for a protein of 348 amino acids. Lineage: Eukaryota; Metazoa; Chordata; Amphibia; Anura; Pelobatidae. The record is from RefSeq and is a predicted model, not a curated record. The transcript has 2 exons. Gene Ontology annotation, molecular function: neuropeptide receptor activity.
AUCCACACUGAAGGUUGAUGAACUGGUCUUCUUUAAGGACAGCUCAGCUCUUCCCUCCAGUGAGUAAGGCAUGCAGCAAGCAGUGGCAGGGCUGCACUUUCUCUUAAUUAUUCCUCUGAGCAGCAGGUGGAGGGAGUCCUGAGAUGCAGGGAUGCUCUGAAGGACAAAGCAGCUUGCUGGAUACACAUCUUUAUGAAGAGUGGGACCACAACCUUUUUUCUUCCACUUAUGCUUUGAAGAGACAGAUUCCAGCAGCACAGAAAACCCAAGUAAAUGGAGCACAAUCACAUAUACAACAGUUCCCUUCUUUCUCACAAGUAUGGCUGUGGCUUGGGAUAUGUUCCAGUUAUAUAUUACAGCCUCUUGCUUUGUUUAGGCUUACCAGCUAACAUCCUGACAGUAAUCAUCUUAUCGCAGCUUGUGGCCCGCAGGCAGAAAUCUUCUUAUAACUACCUACUGGCUUUGGCUGCGGCAGACAUCAUGGUCCUUUUCUUCAUCGUGUUUGUUGAUUUUCUCUUGGAGGACUUUAUCCUAAACAAGCAGAUGCCUCAAGUCCUAAACAAAGUGAUCGAAGUCCUGGAGUUUUCUUCCAUUCAUACAUCCAUUUGGAUUACUGUCCCUUUGACAAUCGAUAGAUACAUAGCAGUUUGCCACCCUCUUACAUAUCAUACUGUAUCAUUUCCAGCCCGCACAAGGAAAGUCAUUGUUAGUGUUUAUAUUACCUGUUUUGUGACUAGUAUCCCAUACUAUUGGUGGCCAAAUAUUUGGAUUGAGGAUUACACAAGUACAUCGGUCCAUCAUAUACUCAUCUGGAUCCAUUGCUUCACUGUCUACUUGGUACCAUGCUCCAUUUUCUUCAUUCUAAACUCAAUCAUUGUAUACAAGCUCCAAAGGAAAAGUAGUUUUCGAUUAAGAGGAUACUCCACCGGAAAAACGACAGCCAUUUUGUUUACAAUCACAUCUAUUUUUGCCAUUCUUUGGGCACCAAGAAUAAUUAUGAUACUCUACCAUCUGUAUGUAUCUCCCAUAGAUAACAGCUGGUUAGUGCAUAUUGUUACAGAUGUCGCUAACAUGUUAGCUUUGCUAAACACAGCAAUUAAUUUCUUCCUGUAUUGUUUUAUAAGUAAGAGAUUCCGUACAAUGGCAGCUGGAACACUGAAGGCUUUUUUUAAGUGCCAGAAACAACCAGUCCAGUUUUACACAAACUACAACUUUUCUAUAACUAGUAGCCCCUGGAUCUCCCCUGCCAAUUCUCAUUGUAUUAAAAUGUUUGUUUAUCAAUACGAUAAAAAUGGAAAGCCACUAAAAGUUUCACCUUGAAGGAUAGAAAUUGAGAAAAGUUUUGGAGAUAUAUCUUAUUGAAAAGGUGU